UUGUCUAUUCUCAGUUUACUUGUCAAUUCUCAGUUUAGUUACACCGAUAAAAAGCGAGUUAAGCCGUUGUCCACUAAACAGAUGUUUAAACCUUCAAGCUUAUUAAAAAAUAUAUAUAUCUAUCAAUCUAUAAGAUUCUACUCAAAUAAUAAUUAUCAACAGGAUUCAAAAUCUUAUUUUGGUUUUAAAUCGAUGUCAGAAUCUGAAAAAUUUCAAAACGUUAAUUCAGUUUUUAGUAAAGUAGCAAACAAAUAUGAUAUAAUGAACGAUUGUAUGAGUUUAGGUAUACAUAGAUUAUGGAAAGAAUAUUUUGUAAAAGAAUUAAUGCCAAUAGAAGGUGGUUCAUAUCUGGAUGUUGCUGGUGGGACUGGGGAUAUAGCAUUUAAAAUGUUAAAAUAUAUUAAAGAAUCUCGAAGUGUCUUGAAAAUUCCUAAAAAUGAUGCCACCAGUAUUACCAUAUGUGAUAUCAACCCACAUAUGAUUAAAAAUGGUAAACAAAAAUGUAAAAAAAUAUUUAAUGAAUUAGAUCAAACUAUAUUCAAAUGGGAAAUUAUGGAUGCUGAAAACUUAUCAUUUGAAGAUAACUCAUUUGAUUCAUAUACUAUUUCAUUUGGUAUUAGAAAUUGUGUACAUAUUGAGAAAGUACUGGAAGAAGCAUAUCGUGUUCUAAAACCAGGUGGCAGAUUCUUAUGUUUAGAAUUUGGUAAAGUAAAUCUACCUUUGAUUAGAGAUCUCUACAAAAUAUAUUCAUUUAAUAUUAUUCCUGUUCUUGGGCAUCUGAUAGCAGGCGAUUGGAAUUCUUAUCAAUAUUUGGUUGAAAGUAUAGAAAAAUUUCCUUCACAAGAGAAAUUUAAAACAAUGAUUAUUAAUGCACAAUUUUCUGAUGUAACUUAUAAAAAUUUGAGCCUUGGAAUUGCUGUAAUAAGUUCAGGAUUUAAAAUAUGAUUAGGGGAUAUAGUAUAAUGUAUGUAAUCUCCUAUAGAUUUGAUUUUGCGAAUAAACAACAAGUAAAUGUCAUAUAGAACAUGUGAAAAUAUAUGAUAUAGCUCCUAAAUACCUAAUGUAAAGUUAAUUAUAAUGAAACUCAGAUUGUUAUCAUAUUUGCACUUG
This is a messenger RNA of Gordionus sp. m RMFG-2023, 1110 nucleotides long. RefSeq names its product 2-methoxy-6-polyprenyl-1,4-benzoquinol methylase, mitochondrial-like. NCBI's taxonomy places the organism in Eukaryota, Metazoa, Nematomorpha, Gordioida, Chordodea, Parachordodidae. The transcript has a single exon. Gene Ontology annotation, molecular function: methyltransferase activity. Bases 82 to 945 code for a protein of 287 amino acids. Gene Ontology annotation, biological process: ubiquinone biosynthetic process. The record is from RefSeq and is a predicted model, not a curated record.